Messenger RNA from Scaptodrosophila lebanonensis, 1298 nucleotides. RefSeq names its product putative GPI-anchor transamidase (gene PIG-K). Bases 101 to 1174 code for a protein of 357 amino acids. Gene Ontology annotation, cellular component: GPI-anchor transamidase complex. NCBI's taxonomy places the organism in Eukaryota, Metazoa, Arthropoda, Insecta, Diptera, Drosophilidae. The transcript is spliced from 6 exons. Gene Ontology annotation, biological process: attachment of GPI anchor to protein; protein localization to cell surface; proteolysis. The record is from RefSeq and is a predicted model, not a curated record. Gene Ontology annotation, molecular function: GPI-anchor transamidase activity.
AAACAGCAGAGUUCUUAUCAUUGCAAGCGCCUGGCAACUAUUUAAGCAAAACAGCUGUCAUUGCCGCUUUCUUUGCAAGAUAAUAAAACAUUAAUUUAGAAUGCGAGUAAAGGAGUUAUCUUUACUAUGCAUUGCAUUUUUUUUGGUGAGCUGCUGCAUGGGCAAACCUGAGACAGCAAUACUGCCGGAGGCGUAUGUCGAUGCCGCACAGAGAUCGACGCAUACAAAUAACUGGGCCGUGUUGGUGGAUGCGUCGCGGUUUUGGUUUAAUUACCGGCAUGUGGCGAAUGUGCUGUCGAUUUAUCGGUCCGUGAAGCGUCUUGGCAUACCCGAUUCCCAAAUAAUUCUGAUGAUAGCCGACGACAUGGCCUGCAAUGCCCGUAAUCCACGUCCAGGCCAGGUCUACAAUAAUGCCAAUCAACAUAUUAAUGUGUAUGGCGACGAUGUGGAGGUCGAUUAUCGCGGCUAUGAGGUCACUGUCGAGAACUUUGUGCGUCUGCUCACCGGACGCACCCAGAACGGUACGGCGCGCUCCAAAAAGCUUUUGUCCGAUGCUGGCAGCAAUGUUCUCAUUUAUCUGACGGGACAUGGCGGUGAUGGUUUCCUGAAGUUUCAGGACUCUGAAGAGAUCACCAGCCAGGAGCUGGCCGACGGCAUACAGCAGAUGUGGGAGAAGAAAAGAUACAACGAACUCUUCUUUAUGGUGGACACCUGCCAGGCGGCUUCGCUCUAUGAGAAGUUCACAUCGCCCAAUGUCCUGGCAGUUGCCAGCAGUUUGGUCGGCGAGGAUUCGCUCUCACACCACGUAGAUCCGUCCAUUGGCGUCUAUAUGAUUGAUCGCUAUACUUACUAUGCUCUAGAGUUCCUGGAAAAGGUGCAGCCAUUUAGCAAACGCACUAUUGGCGAAUUUCUGCAAGUCUGCCCGAAGCGUGUCUGUAUUUCAACCGUUGGAGUUCGCAAGGAUCUGUACCAACGAGAUCCUCACAAGGUGCCCAUUACAGACUUCUUUGGCGCCAUACGUCCCACACGCGUCUCCACCGAACGCAUCAACGUAACGCUCGCCAACGAGGAGGAUUUCUGCCUGGAUGCGGAAGUGGAUGCGGCCGAGAGUGUGCGGAAAAAGGAUUUUAAAGUCAUCAUCGAGUCACAAUUUCCCAUUGAAUUCUUCAAAUAAGUUCAUUCCCAUUUGCAUGCUCAGAAGCUACAUUAUUUAAUGCUCUGACCAGAGAUCGAGUCGCGCUUACUUCUAGUUGAUUCAACAAAUUAAUAAAUAAGGAAACUCUUCUUUUUGUUUUGAA